UCAGUUUGCAAGCGAUACCACGCGCACGCUCCUGACCAAGCUUGGCGUUACGUCCUCCCUCAGCACCUCGUACCACUCUCAGACGGAUGGCCAGACGGAGCGCUUCAACCAGGAACUGGAACAGUACCUUCGUGCUUUCUGCAACCAUCGGCAGGACGAUUGGGUGGACUGGCUUCCCAUUGCCCAGUUCAUACAUAACUCCCAAGUCCACUCCGCGCCGGGCAAAUCACCAUUCGAGCUCCUCUACGGCUUUGCGCCCCGCGCUUACCCUCCAUUGGUCACGUUUUCGCGGUUCCCCAAGCUCACGGAACGGCUCCCUGUGAUAGAUGCACAAGAAAUAAAUAUGAUAGACAGCUAUAGCAAGAAGUGUUGUGUGCUUUUAGCUAGGGAAAAGUAUGACUGCAGCAAGAAGUAA
Peniophora sp. CBMAI 1063 is the source of this 415-nucleotide messenger RNA. NCBI's taxonomy places the organism in Eukaryota, Fungi, Basidiomycota, Agaricomycetes, Russulales, Peniophoraceae. The record is from the annotation of a GenBank genome assembly.